Messenger RNA from Aspergillus ochraceoroseus IBT 24754, 1596 nucleotides. RefSeq names its product cystathionine beta-synthase CYS4. Gene Ontology annotation, cellular component: cytoplasm. Bases 1 to 1596 code for a protein of 531 amino acids. The record is from RefSeq and is a predicted model, not a curated record. Gene Ontology annotation, molecular function: cysteine synthase activity; cystathionine beta-synthase activity. NCBI's taxonomy places the organism in Eukaryota, Fungi, Ascomycota, Eurotiomycetes, Eurotiales, Aspergillaceae. The transcript has 4 exons.
AUGUCGUCUAUCACCAAACCAGGAAUCCCGCCAGUGGCCAUCGAUGCCAUCACUCAGCACAUCGGCAAUACCCCCCUGGUGAGGCUGAAUAGGCUUCCCCAGAGCCUGGGAAUUGAAGCGACUGUGUAUGCCAAACUUGAAUACUUCAAUGCCGGAGGAAGUGUCAAGGAUAGGAUAGCGUUGCGCAUGAUUGAGGAGGCAGAGAGAUCGGGACGAAUUAAGCCGGGAGACACUCUGAUCGAGCCUACCAGUGGUAACACUGGUAUCGGAUUGGCUCUUGUUGCGGCUGUGAAGGGCUAUAAGACUAUCAUCACUCUUCCUGAGAAGAUGUCUGCAGAGAAGGUUUCUGUUCUACGUGCGCUCAAUGCCACAAUUAUCCGUACUCCGAACGAGGCCGCAUAUGAUUCCCCCGAGUCUCACAUCGGGGUUGCUAAGCGCCUCGAAAAGGAGCUUCCAAAUGCGCACAUCCUAGACCAGUACGCCAACGUGAACAACCCGUUGGCUCAUGAGUUUGGUACAGCAGAGGAGAUUUGGGUUCAAACAAAUGGCAACAUUAAAGCGAUUGUUGCCGGCGCGGGAACUGGUGGAACCAUCACCGGCUUGUCUCGUGGCCUCAAGAAACAUAACCCUAAUGUGCAGGUUAUUGCCGCAGACCCCCAGGGCUCUAUUCUCGCUCUGCCAGCCGCUUUGAACGAAGAACAUGCCAAUGAACCGUACAAAGUUGAAGGUAUUGGGUAUGAUUUCAUUCCCGACGUGCUCGACAGAAACGCUGUGGACCAAUGGUACAAAACGGAUGACAAGGACUCUUUCAAGUAUGCCCGCCGUCUCAUCGCCGAAGAGGGUCUUCUUGUUGGUGGAAGCAGUGGAAGCGCUAUCGCGGCUUUGGCACAGGCUGCCAAAGACAACAAAUUCAACAAGGAUGACAUCGUUGUUGUCGUUAUGCCCGACAGCAUCAGAAGCUACCUUACGAAGUUUGCCGAUGAUGACUGGCUCGCCGCAAACAGCCUCUUACCAUCGCCACCCACGAAGCCCACUUCCACAUCUACAACACAACAUACUCCAACGCAGGAGGAUGCUUUCGCCGGUUCGAAGGUUAGCUCGCUGAGACUGAAGCCCAUUACAACCGUUCACUCCAAUAUCCCCUGCGAAACCGCUAUCGAAGUUAUGCGCGACAGAGGAUUCGACCAACUGCCUGUCCUUGCUCCCUCCGGCAAGAAGCUAGUGGGCCUUGUCACCCUAGGAAACGUCCUGAGUCGACUGACACACAACCGUGCAACUGGCAAAAGCCCCGUUUCAGACGUCAUGUUCGACUUUGGUAGAAUCUCGGAAGUCGUGACUGAUCCCAGAGAUAUGGGCCUUAAUAACCUCAAGUCCGACAAUACCGGAACGGAAACCCUCAGGCCCCAGGUCAAGAAUCGCAAGUUUGUCGAGAUCACCCUGGAUACACCCUUGAGUGUUCUCAACCGCUUCUUUGAGUGGAACAGUGCCGCUGUCGUUACUGACCGGGACGAGGCCGGAACUCUCAGACCUGUUGCUGUUGUCACCAAGGUCGACCUUCUGACUUGGAUGCUGCACCACAAGAAGAACAGUGCGUGA